UAGAGAGACAUCCAACAUUACUGAUAAUACACAAUGAGGGCCAAGAAGCAAACUUCCAAGAGAACCUCUACUCGAAUGAGAGAAGGGAUUAAGAAGAAGGCUUCAGCCAAAAGAAGAAAGGAUAGAAAAAUGUCCAAGAAGGACGUCACUUGGAAAGCUAGAGGAACCAGAGAUCCAGGUAUCCCUGCAAGUUUCCCAUAUAAGGACAAGAUUCUUAUGGAAUUAGAAGAGAAGAGGCAGAUAGAGCAAGAAAGAAAAGAGCAAUUGAAGUGGCAAAGACAGCAAGAGAGAGAAGAAGCUUUGUCUAAAGGUGAAGCUAUUAAUAUGGAAGACAGUUCUGAUGAUGAGGACCAAGGCAAUGGAAUGGCUGCAUUAUUAGAAUCUGCCCAACAAGCCGCCAAAGAGUACGAUGGUGAGUUUGAUGUCAAUGAUGAUGAUGCAAUGGUGGACUCCGAAGACGAUGUGGAGUAUGAUAUAAGCAUGGACGAAGAUGAAGACACGAAUUCCGAAUUGGACAAAUCCCGUAAGGCAUAUGAUAAAAUUUUCAAGACAGUUGUUGACCAAGCUGAUGUUGUUUUGUACGUGUUAGACGCUAGAGACCCUGAAUCCACCAGAUCCAGAAAGGUGGAAGAAGCGAUUUUGCAAAAUCCAAAUAAGAGAUUGAUUUUGAUUUUGAAUAAAGUGGACUUGAUUCCUACCGAUGUAUUGAACCAAUGGGUAACUUUCUUGAAGAGCAUGUUCCCAACUAUUCCAGUGAAAGCAUCUCCAUCCACUUCUUCCACCAGUUUCAACAAAAACUUGACCUUGACCUCGACUGCCAAUUCGUUGUUACAAGCGUUAAAAGCCUAUGCUACCAAAGCGAACUUAAAGAGAUCCCUUAUAGUAGGUGUUAUCGGAUAUCCAAAUGUGGGAAAAUCCUCUAUCAUAAAUGCAUUGACGAACAGACACACAAAUAACUCCAAAGCAUGUCCUGUUGGAAAUCAAGCCGGUGUUACCACCUCUUUAAGAGAAGUCAAAAUCGACAACAAGUUGAAGGUUUUAGAUUCUCCUGGUAUUGUGUUUCCAGAUGAAAUUUUCAACAAGAAACAGAGCAAGUCUGCUCAAGAAGCAAAGUUGGCUUUGUUGUCGGCUUUACCUCCCAAGCAAAUCAUCGAUCCUAUUGCCCCUCUUAACAUGUUGUUGAAAAAAUUCUCUAAGAAUGCCGAAAUGGCAGAGGGAUUGAAGAACUAUUAUAACUUACCAUCGCUCCCAGCCAAUGACUUCAAUGAAUUCAGUAAACAAUUCUUGAUUCAUAUUGCCAGAACCAAAGGAAGAUUAGGAAAAGGUGGUGUUCCUAACUUGGAAAGUGCUGCUUUAGCUGUGUUAAACGAUUGGAGAGAUGGAAGAAUUGUGGGAUGGGUUUUACCAAGCAACUCAAAGGCUAAUGCUGCUUCUGCCGAAGAGGCCAUUGAUUCCAAUGUUCCUAAAAGCUCAUCUAGAGGAGAAAAAGAGCCCCCUAAAGUUGAGCAAACUACCGUGGUAAGUACAUGGGCCAAAGAGUUCGAUUUGGACGGAUUAUUGAACGACAAUUUCGGGUUAAACUAAGCAUCACUUAAUGUAUAUGUAAUUCAUAAAUGAUAUUCUAAAAUAAUUUUGCAGUCAACCAG
Messenger RNA from Yamadazyma tenuis ATCC 10573, 1646 nucleotides. The record is from RefSeq and is a predicted model, not a curated record. Lineage: Eukaryota; Fungi; Ascomycota; Pichiomycetes; Serinales; Debaryomycetaceae.